AUGACAAAGUGUGGCUGGUGGUUACCAGUGACUAAGGAGCUGAGCUUCCAAAAGUUUAUUGAACAAUCUGACUUACUAGAAGAACUUAAAUAUGACUUCAAUGAAAAAGCUGAAUUGAGACACACUGAGACACAAAGUCCUUUUGUCUUUAACUAUUACAAAAAUGUCCUUGAAAGGAAUAGCAAACGCUACCAGGCCCUUGGCCAUUUGCUCGAGCAAUACAUCUAUGAGCUUUUGGAGAAAGUGUGCAAAUUACAAAAAGUAUAUAUCCCACUGGAGGCUGAUAAGGAACCAAGAAGCUUCAUUUUCAUGAGUGAGAAAGCAUUGACUAAUCAUCAUUCUGCUCUUCUGGUCCUUCUUCAAGACCGUGGUGUCUUUCGAGCUGGUCAGUGGAGUCAGCAGGCAAUAAUACAUCAUGGUCUCCAACAUGGAAGUCAGAUACCGUGUAUUCAAAUGGCAUUGCAGGCACAUUAUGAUAUAAUUGUGCUAAACCCCAAUGACAAUUUUGUGGACCUAAAGAUGGAAAAAGAGUGGAAAGGCCUGUUAAGACAAAAUAUUGAGACUUCUUCCCUAAAAAUGAUUCAAGCUGAGAGCUUAUUCUCUCUCCAGCAGCCUUUCCAGUGCAUUCCAAAAAGAUGCAGCCACACCCCUGAAGAACACAUGGUUUAUAUUUGGGAUUAUUUUAUUUCAAAGACUGAAGGCAAGGAUGUUGCCUUCAUUGUACAUGGUUAUGGAGGCUUGGUUUUUAUGGACUUGCUUGUCCAUAGAAAGUGGGAAGUGAUGAGUAAAGUGUAUGCUGUUGCACUUGUUGACUCUGAACAUCAUGCAGGACACCAGCUGGGAAAAGAUGAACAGUUAUUAGCAUGGAUAAAGCAUCAUUGCCGUGAAUGGGUGACAAGUCCUAGGCCUUUGGAUAAACCCGCAACCACUGUUUUAAAAAAGGAGUUUCCUAUGGUUUCUGCUGGUACAGAAAAACACAAUUUAGCCCCUUCCUCUAGCCUUCAGUCAAUUUUUAAAUACUUCAAAAAAGCUUUGAAAGCCAAAACAACUAUCAGUUUUUCCCGAAUGCCAAUAGUAACUAGAAGCUCCACAAAGAGAAAGCAAAGUGUGUAA
Manis javanica (Malayan pangolin) is the source of this 1113-nucleotide messenger RNA. The record is from RefSeq and is a predicted model, not a curated record. NCBI's taxonomy places the organism in Eukaryota, Metazoa, Chordata, Mammalia, Pholidota, Manidae.